CAUUGAUUGGGGGAUAGAGAGAGGAGUGUUAACCCCAGAUGUCAGUUGGUCAGUUUUAUCCAACGCCUCUGUAACUUCUCUCUCUACCAUGGCUGAAAACAAUAACCCACCCCACCACAGACACAGAAGUGGUAAUGAACACUAAACUAGAGACGGCAGAUCUACGAUGGACCGUUUACCCACACACAGACCCUGAGUGGGAGGAGAUGAGUGGUCUGGAUGAUGAGGGGACCAGUGUGAGGACCUAUCAGCUGUGUCCUGGAGACGGCACCACCUCUCAUUGGCUUAGGAGCCGGCUGAUCCCCCGAAGGACCGCCUCCGUGCUCUACGUAGAGAUACGGUUUACGAUGAUGGAGUGUUCGUCUCUUCCCUAUAACUCCCACCACUCCUGUAAAGAGACAUUUAACCUGUACCAUUAUCAGACAGACACGGACGAAGCUACCAACACGCACCCUGCCUGGAUGGAAAACCCCUAUACCAAGGUGGGCACAGUAGCAGCUGACUUCCUGCUUCGGAGGGGCGGAGAGAGGAAGUCCAACGUGAAGACUCUCAGGAUUGGUCGGUUGACUAAAAGGGGCGUGUACCUAGCCUUCCAAGCACAGGGCGUCUGCAUGGCCUUAUUAGCUGUCAGGGUGUAUUUUAAGAAGUGCCCCCCCCUGACGCGCUCCUUCUCCCGGUUCCCUGAGACGGUUCCCCAUGCCCUGGUGGAAGGAGCUCAGGGUGUGUGUGUAGACAACGCCGUGACCCCCCCGGGCGAGCUGGCACGCCCUCCCAGCAUGCUGUGCGGUGAGGACGGACAGUGGGUCGGUCAGCCUGCCACCACCUGCGCCUGUCGACCAGGGUAUGAAGCUACAGACAAAGACCUACGAUGCAGAGAGUGUCCAGUGGGUCUGUAUAAGGCAGGGUCAGGAGUCGGUGGGUGUGUCCUGUGUCCGACUAAUAGCAACACUUUGGUAACAGGCUCUGCCUACUGCCUCUGUCGUCCUGGUUACCACAGAGCAGAUUCCGACCCCGCACACACACCCUGCACACGCCCCCCCUCAGCUCCCCGCUCCAUUGUAACCCACAUCAACGACACCAUGGUAACUUUAGAGUGGUCGGAACCUUUAGAACACGGUGGCCGUGGAGACCUGACCUACAGCGUGGGGUGUGUCCGUUGUAGAGACUCCCCUCAGAGGGCGUGUCUUCCCUGUGAAGAGGGCGUGUCCUAUCACCCCACACAGCACGGCCUAUCACAGCGAAGGGUGGUCAUCCGCGGGCUCCUCCCACACACCUCCUACACCUUCACGGUCCAAUCAGAGAACGGCGUCUCACAGCUCAGCCUAUCAGAACCCUCCGUGGAAAGGGUUAAUAUCACCACCAGCCGAGAUGUCCCAGCUAUAGUGACAGGUAUAAGACGGACCAAGGCAUCAGAGAAUAGUCUGACUCUACAGUGGAACAGUCCCCAACACACACCCAACACUGUCCUGGAGUACCAGCUACGAUACUGUCCCCAGGACGGUCCAGAGUCUGGUCAGUGGCAGUAUGUAACCAGCCUGGUCAGUAGUGUUGUGGUCAGUAACCUCCAGAGAUCCAUUAGUUACCAGGUGCAGGUCAGAGUCAGAACCAUGGCUGGAUACAGCAACUUCUCCCCAGUCUCAACGUUCACCACCCUGCCUGACAAAGGAGAGGCCCACUCUCAGCUGAUGGUGACAGGCGUUCUGGUUGCCUUGGGGAUACUCCUCCUUAUUACUGUGGUGAUUACUGCUGGAUACUGCUACUGUAAACACCUGUGUGUGAAGGAUAUAGAGAUGAACGAUCAGAGUGGACAGUACCUGAUGAGACAGAGUAUGAAGGCGUACAUUGACCCGUUCACCUAUGAAGAUCCUAACAAGGCGGUCAGAGACUUUGCUAAAGAGAUAGACGUGUCCUUCGUCAAGAUAGAGGAGGUCAUUGGAGCUGGGGAGUUUGGAGAGGUGUGUCGGGGCAGACUGAAGGUCCCUGGUAAGAAGGAGAACUAUGUGGCCAUCAAGACUCUGAAAGGAGGAUACACUGACAAACAGAGGAGGGACUUCCUGUCUGAGGCCUCCAUCAUGGGUCAGUUCCAGCACCCCAACAUUAUCCACCUGGAAGGAGUCAUCACAGCUUCCUGUCCUGUUAUGAUACUGACUGAGUUUAUGGAGAACGGAGCCCUGGACAGCUUCCUUAGGUUAAACGAUGGUCAGUUCACUCCUAUCCAGCUGGUGGGAAUGUUACGCGGGAUAGCGUCAGGUAUGAAGUACCUAUCAGAGAUGAGCUAUGUCCACCGGGACCUGGCAGCUCGUAACAUCCUAGUCAACUCUAACCUGGUCUGUAAAGUGUCUGACUUCGGCCUGUCACGAUUCCUCCAGGAGAACUCCUCAGACCCCACAUACACCAGCUCACUGGGUGGUAAGAUCCCCAUCGUUGACGCUCCAGAGCUGUCCGUUCAGAGUUUGUCGUAG
Coregonus clupeaformis (lake whitefish) is the source of this 2462-nucleotide messenger RNA. Its product is annotated as ephrin type-B receptor 4b-like. The transcript is spliced from 18 exons. Gene Ontology annotation, molecular function: ATP binding; protein binding; transmembrane-ephrin receptor activity. Gene Ontology annotation, biological process: central nervous system projection neuron axonogenesis; axon guidance; protein phosphorylation. The coding region runs from base 135 to 2462 and encodes 775 amino acids. Gene Ontology annotation, cellular component: neuron projection. The record is from RefSeq and is a predicted model, not a curated record. Lineage: Eukaryota; Metazoa; Chordata; Actinopteri; Salmoniformes; Salmonidae.